GAGAGAGUGAGACCUAAAACAACUGACGGGAAAUUCAUCCAAGCGCUCAGGACGCACAGACGGAGUUGCACAACCAGCUUUCCAAAGGGACUCCAAAAAGCAGACAGCCCUCAGUUCUACCAACACUCACUGCAAGUGGAUUUUAUUUGCAGCUAGAAAGACUUUUUGUUGAUAAUUUGGGGCAUUUACUUAUAGAGACAGUUUAGAGAGCUCUGAUUUUGAGGCGCCUGUUUCCUUUUUUUGUUUUUUUAACUUGUGAAGACAUGCAUCGGUGCACAGCAGUGCUACUUUUGUUAGUUGUGGCCUUAUACUUCCUGAGCACAGAAGCUUACAAGUGCAGGUGCACCAGAAAAGGACCAAAGAUCAGAUACAAGGAUGUGCAGAAGCUGGAGAUCAAACCCAAACACCCGUACUGCCAGGAGAAGAUGAUAUUCGUGACGAUGGAGAAUGUGCCUCGUUUCAAAGGGCAGGAAUAUUGCCUUCAUCCCAAUCUUCAGAGCACCAAGAAUCUGGUCAAAUGGUUCCGCAUCUGGCAGGACAAACACAGGGUGUACGAAGCCUAAAACUGUCCAGCACACGUGGAUCAAAGGAGACAAAACAUUGGACACCCCCAGGACUGUUUUUGUGAAGUACAUGAAGUUCUCUACAACCAAACUGUACUUCUUCCGCUUCUGCCAGAGAUCUGUCAAGCGCAUUAAGAGAUAUCUUUAGUUCAUUUAUAAGCUGGUGAGCUUUUAGUCAGCUAUCAAUCUAGUUACAAUCACUUUCCAUAGCGGACAAGACGCCACCGUCUCUGCUCAAACAGUUGUAGGUUUGGUCAAUUGUGAUUUAAAGGGACCUCUCUCUUGCUUUGGCUUUUAGGCUUUCAAAGUGAAGAACAUGUAGAAAUGUGUCGUUCCGUUUCAUAGGCUCUCACUACUCUGUGUUCAGUGUGACUGGUAUAAUAUAUGGAAAACACCAACACUUAAGAUCUGGUUACAUGGGUUAAGAGGUUGUAAUCGAAAUGCAGAGAUAAAGGUCCUCAGUGGUUCUAUCUAUUUCUAGCGUAGGAUCAGUCAGUCUGCUUACAUAUAAUACACAAGUUACUGUUGUUCAGUGAGAUAGUGGUCUACCACUGUGUGUGUGUUUACCAUGUGCAUGCUAGUCAUAUGUAUCAAACAGCCACACCACUCUACAGCACCACUUUGUCAAAUAUUAUCAAAUUAAUUGUCAGGGUGUAGGUUCAGUAUAUAUUUAAAAGUACUACAAGUUCAUUUGUGCCAUUGCUACACUCAGUAAGAAGGCAAUAGUGUGUAGUGGACAUCAACAAAAGAUCUGUUAUUUGUUUUUACUGAUUUGAAGAUUUUUUUUAGCUCAGUUUCUUGAAAUAAAUGUGUAAUGAAGCAAUAUUUCCUGAAAUCUGCCUAGAUAUCCACUGUACUGAUGUUUAAAGAAUAAGGCUGGUAGUAUCCUGUAUUUGUGCUGUUGUCAACCAAUCCUUUAAAGAGACCAAAAUGAACAAUGGCUUAGUUUGUCUGUGGCGUUCUGUAGUAUUCAAACCCAUUAAAGCAUAUAUUCCUAAAGACAGGUCAGGAAUAAAUACUUUUGUUUUUUAAAAAGGCUAAAUAACCUCCUAAAGCAGCUGGGCAUUGAAGUUCUUAGCAAACACUACACAAAGCAGACCGAGUGGCACAUUUGUUGAGGGACUAUUUUUAGCUGUAUAUUAACACAUUUGGUGCUUUGCUGAGUAGUUAUGGCACCAGAACACUGGCUCAAACUAGGGUUAAGAUUAAUCGUAUCAUCCAGUGCGACAGUGUUGCUCAGUGAUGUGCUUUUAAUAGAUUUUAGCCAAUAAUGGAGCUCUAUGGCACAGAUACAGUAAGUUGUAUCAGGUCUCAGACACUCACGAAAUAUUUAUUAGGAUUGAUUCAUUGUUGGUCUUGUGUUUUUUUAAGGGAUUUGCUAACAAUAAGCAAAAUACAAAAUAUUAUUUCAAACAGGUUACGGACUGUGUUACUGUCUGAGCGCUGGAUGAGAGCAAAAUCUGACUUUUUUAGAAUUAAAGUGGUCCAUUUUGGUAGAAAAUUCAAAUAUUCUCUAUCACAGUGACUAUCCACAUACCAAACAGCACUCACAGUUGUUUAAAUAUAUGGCAGGCUAGUCAUUUGUACUGCUAAUGAUCAUUUCACUGUCUCCUACCAUACUACGUGGUUGAUGAUACUCUGCUCUGUAAUGAGUCUCCUCUAGUAGAUCUCCCGAACAGUGCUGUCAGUUGUGUCCUUAUUUUGUGAGCUAUAGAUACACUUUGUUAUAAAUGUGGUUGUGUGUUGUUUAUUGUCACCAAACAGAAUUUUAUGACGUGUUGAUUCAUUUGGCAGUUAAUUGGGUAACACACCUCAUCUCAACAGCACAAACUGCAUCUUCCAAAAUGAUCAUCCAGUUGAAUAAAGCCUUCUCUGCAACAUUUUGAACAAACAUUGAUCAUUAUCAUCUUCAUGAAGGAUGGUUUAUUUCAGCACUGUUGGAUUAGUUCUAACUAGGUGUGCCUAAUAAAUUGCCAACUGAGUGCAUAUAUAAAGUAGCAUAUAUACAGAAGAGGUUUCUCUUUAUAUUUUGAAGAAUGUGUAUUACCCUUUGUAUUAUAUCCUAUAUUUAAAUAUAUAUACAGAUGCAUUUGUAAAUGGACCAGUAUAGCAUAUGUUAGUGAGAAUGAAUCCACCUUAAGGCUCUGUAGUGUCACAUACAUUGUAUUACUGCAUUCUAGUUGUUUUUGCUAUUUAAAUUUGAUUUGGUAAGAGAUAUUUGGAGGAUGAGUGUUGGGACUGACCCACUAUAUAUACACUGUUAGACAAUGCAUAGAGUGUAAAACAAUAAAAACAGCAAUAAAGUGUUUAUAGAGCAA
Molecule: messenger RNA, 2881 nt
Organism: Monopterus albus (swamp eel)
Lineage: Eukaryota; Metazoa; Chordata; Actinopteri; Synbranchiformes; Synbranchidae
Gene: cxcl14
Product: chemokine (C-X-C motif) ligand 14
Exons: 4
Coding region: 264-563 (99 amino acids)
Biological process (GO): immune response
Cellular component (GO): extracellular region
Molecular function (GO): chemokine activity
Source: RefSeq, a predicted model, not a curated record